ACCUAUCCUAACCUGUGUCCACACCGCUGCAUUUUUUACGUCAUUUGAAUGAGUUUGUGGAACAUGUGUCAGGAUCAUCAACUCUGCAUCCUGUACAUAAUAUUUAUUAGUUGUUUUUUUUUAAUGUCUGAAUAAUAUUAUUCGUAAACGUUAGAAUCAUUUUUAUUGUAGAAUCCAAGUAAUAUGUUUUCCAUCACUCUGGCAUACAUUGAUAGCUACCAAGCAUCACCAAUACCCGAGCUUGACGUGACAUUCUCUGAAUUUCGUGGAUCAGAGAUAAAAAAGGUGCCGAUAAUUAGAAUAUUUGGAUCAACUGCUGGCGGUAAGAAGACAUGUUUGCAUAUUCACGGUGUCUUUCCAUAUAUGUAUGUGCCAUGUACUGUUCAGGAGAAUACAGAUAGCUAUGCCUAUCAAUUAGCUGCAUCAAUUGACUCUGCUUUGAAUACAUCUUUUGGCUCUACGUCAUCUACAAAUCAACAUGUGUAUAAAAUCCAACGUGUGUCAGGAAUACCUUUCUAUGGCUAUCACAAAAAAGAACAUUUGUUUUUUAAGAUAUAUUUUUAUAAUCCAGCCAUAAUUAAAAGGACAAUGGAUUUGUUACAAAAUGGUGCUAUUCUUAAUCAAAAUUUACAGCCAUAUGAAGCGCACAUUCCAUAUAUUCAACAAUUCAUGAUAGAUUACAAUCUCUAUGGCAUGAAUUUAAUAAAUUUAAAUAGUAUAAAAUACAGACACUCUUUGCAAGUAUGUACAACGGAAGAUAAUCAAAACAAAUCUUCAAUGGAUUCGCCGGAUUCACAAACGUAUCUUUCAACAUCUGUAACAAGACAAAGUAUGUGUGAGCUAGAAGUGGAUGCACAUGCUGCAGAGAUUCUGAACAGACAGAGUGUCACGAAAAAAUUGGAGCUGAAUCCUGGUCUUGCGGCAAUCUGGAAUGAGGAGAAAGCAAGGCGAGCCGAAGCUGGUUUGGAAAAUGCAAAAUCGCAAUUAUUAUACCCAAAGACUCCCAGUAAAAUUGUUCUCCCUCCAACGAGCAGUGAUAUUUAUCAAGAGGCCCAAUUGUUGAAAAGAUUGAACACUAUAUCACAGAUCACUGAGACGAUUUCUUCAGAUACGACUGUAUCAUCAUAUCCCAUCGAAGUAGAAGAUAACGAAGAAGUUUUAAAUGCAUCUCACAUUCUGAAUCAUAGUGAAUCUCUUCCAAUCGUUGAAAGGACAAUUUCUGAUAAUUAUAAGUUAUUGCAAUUAGCCUCAUCAGCAUUUUUAGAUCUGGCUCGGAGUCAGAGUAAUGUAACGGAUACUAGUAGUAUUUUGGAUGAAAAUGACAUACAAUUGGUGGAAAUGCUGGCUGAUUUAGCGGAGGAAAAUGAAGUCAGGAGUAAUGUAGACGAAGACAGCGUUCUCGGAUCUCAAUAUUCUACAUUCAGCGAGCCAGCCAAAAAUGAUCCAGAAGAAGAAGAGGUCGAGGAUUUGAAUAUUACGAGUUUAGAUCUAGAUAAUCUAAGUUCAUGGGAAUCAAUGUGUAAGGAAUCUGAUCAACGUGGCAACUUGGAAGCUGCACCUGACAAACAGAAUACUGAAUCUGCAAAUGAUUCACUUGUCGCCGAAGAAAAUUACGAAGAUGUUACACUCACGGAUUUUUCCCAAUUCGAUGGAGUCGAUGAUUUAUAUGAAAACACGUUAGAAUAUGAAAGAGAAUAUGUAAAUUAUUCGAGUAAAGAAGCUGAUACGUGUUGCACGGCGGUUCAGUGCCUUCCUAAAAAUAAUAAAUGCGCUGUUGUAAGAGAAACGCGUUGUUUAAAGAAGGACGAAAGAAGAGUUGCAUGUAAUAAGAAGAUAGAAGAAGAAUUGUGUGUUGCUCGAUAUCAGUUACAAUCUGAUCAUCGAGACUUAGAUGUUUACGACGUCGAUGAGACAGAAGAGUUUGAAACUCUAGAAUCAAUCAACCAAUAUUGCAACGAAAAGAAGUGUAAUUGCGAACAAGAUUUAAAAUUAUGUGUUCAAAAAAGAAAACCAUCUAAACUUCCUAUAAAGUUUCCAUUGUUAAAUACUGAUGGGGCUACAAUUACUGAUUCCAGCGAUUCUGAACUCGAAAUCGAUGUUACAAUCGAAAGAGAGGAGAAGCGUAUAUGCGCUUAUAAAUCUGAUAAAAACACACCGCAAGGCGUGGUUCAAGAUACACCAAAGAAAAGGAAGCUCGAGUUGAAAAACGAUGAUCACGAGUCACCUGGUAAACGGACGAAUACUACUGUUAAAACGCCAAGAAGACGAUAUAAUUCACCAGCCAAAACGCUUCGAAGUCCACAGUUAUCAGGAAAUUACUCGCCUCUUGAUAUUAUUAUUACAUCUCCGAAAAUUAAUCGAACUGCUACUCCACAGUGUGAAUCUCCCAAAAGGAAACAUUAUGUACCAAUAUCCGAUGUGCCUUCCACUUCUUCUACUACACCGAAACGUAAAACACAUCCGUUGCGUGUGAGCUUACUUCGCGAUAAACGCGUAAACAUGGAUUCAGAAAAUAAUAUCAAUAAUGAGAAGUCGGUGAAUGAAACAGAUAUUGUCCAGGCUACUGAUUACAUAAAUACUGUAAAAUCUAAUGAAACAAUAGUUUACGAAUCAAUACCAGAUGAAGAACAGAAAAGAACGGAAAAUAGCGAGCAUUUAUUAGUUAAAAAAAGCAAGGAGGAGGUUCGAAAGAGAUUGUCUUUCUUGAACGAUGAGGUAGAAGACACUUUCGCAGAAUCAGAUCAUCAAACGAAGCGGCCUGAAAAUUUAAUCGCAUCUGGUCAAUUGAUUGAUCAAGCACAGAUAUGUGCGAUUGCAUUUCCUCUUAAAAUGAAAAUGAAUUCCAAUGAAAAUGAUGAUGACAGUGUUUCGAGUAGUCAGUGCACACAAAGAAGUACCGAUACAUCUCCCGAAAGAAAUUACACGUCGAAUAUGCAUAACUUGGCGAAAAUAUCCAAGAAAUCUCACGAUAUCAUUCCUGAAACUGAUCUCGAUGAGGAUGAUGAAGAUGCAUGCAACGUAACUUUCACCCAACAUAUCAACCAGAAGAUGGAGGGCGAUAGUCAGAGCGUUUCGUUGGAAAGGACUAGUUGUCCAUCGCCAAAGAAUAAAUUAAUCACAAUCACUACAAAGUACAAGCCUCCUACUUCUGAAAGAAUUCUAGAAAGUAUGACGUUGUACGGCAUUCCGAAGUGUCGAUGGCAGAAGCCAUUUUUCGGCAAUAAAUUCGAUCUCGCGAAACAGAAGGAAUCUUUGAACGCGAAUACUUCGUAUUUUGACGUGCCUGCGUUCAAGUCGAGUUUAGACGACAUCACGAGUAUCAAGCUGUGGCGAAGAAUGAAAGUCAACGAGUUUCAUCCAUCUGGCGCGAGUAUAAAGACUUGCCACAUCAAGCGUACUCUUGCAGGAUGUUAUUCAUUAACAAUUAAACCACUCGCGACACCGCCGUCUUCUAAGGAUGUUAAAAAUUGGGUGAGAGCUAAAAAAUAUCUAGCAGAGAAAAAUAAUGUUAGAUCACACAAGCGGGAUAAAGAAGACGCAUCAAAUAUGCAGCAAAACAUACAGCCGUCAGUCGAUGAAAGGAAAGAAUUACAGCGACGAAUAUCCACUGAUUCGUCAAGUAAUAAUUCAGAUAGGAAGGAGUCUGAUUCAUUAAUGCUUCAGCAAAGUGUGCUCAGCGCGAUGUCCGAUAAAACUAGAAGAUCCGAGUUUACGCAAAAUUCUGAUAAGACGUCCAGGGUCAGUUUAAAUCCUUCUUUACAAAAAGCAUUGGAAAAUUCGUUACUGUAUAAGGAAAAUAAAACGCAAUUAGGCGUUUCAUACGGUCAAAUCGAAUGUUUAUCUCGAGGAAGUUACAGUAAUGCUUCGAACGAAAAUCUUCAAAAUGCUAGAGCGAUAACUGUGCACCAACAUCUAACAUUAUUGGUUCUCGAAGUGCAUGCUGUUACUCGGGAUGAUCUCCUUCCUGACCCGCAACUUGAUUCUAUCGCCGCUUUAUUUUAUGCAGUUUACAACGAUGUGUCUACAGACGCCAGUGAACACGGCGCUAUAAUUGUAAACUCCAGUCCUAUAAGCGCACGACUUAAUAAGAUCCAUUCUGCGAGCGCGAUGUGUCCAAUAUUAUACGUUUUAACAGAACAGGAUGUGUUCGACAACCUCGUGAAAUUAAUUGAGCAGCAUAAUCCAGAGAUUCUACUCGGUUGGGAAGUGGAAACGCUUUCAUGGGGUUACGUUUUUCAGAGAGCGCAUCAUCUUGGUCUUAACAAUUUUCCAUUAAAAAUUUCAAAAGUCCCACAUAUACAGAUAUCCUCCAAAUUCGAUGCUCAUACGUUUGACAAAGACGACGCGGGCGAGAUUAAAGUACUUGGUCGCAAUAUCCUCGACGUUUGGCGAAUUAUGAGACACGAAGCCGCAUUGCUGACGUAUACUUUUGAGAACGUUAUGCAUCAUGUUUUGCGCGAAAGAAUCCCAUGCUUCUCCUUCAAGACGUUGUCCACUUGGUGGAAGCACGAGAGUAUGGUGGUGAAAAGCAGAGUCAUACGUCAUUAUACUGUCAGAAUUCUUGGCACUCUCAAGCUCUUGAAUCACUUGGACAUUAUAGGACGCACAUGCGAACACGCACGUCUCUUCGGUAUCCAAUUUUACGAGGUGUUCUCGCGCGGCUCGCAGUUUCGCGUCGAGUCCAUGAUGCUCCGAUUAGCGAAGCCUAUGAACUAUAUCCCGAUCUCACCUUCCAUGCAUCAGAGAGCCAGAAUGCGAGCGCCGGAGUGUCUGCCGUUGAUUAUGGAGCCCGAAUCCAAGCUUUACACCGAUCCGUUGAUCGUACUCGAUUUCCAAAGUUUGUAUCCGAGUAUGAUCAUAGCUUACAAUUACUGCUUCUCCACCUGCCUGGGAAGAAUAGAACACGUAGGCCAAUACGGACCGUUCCAGUUUGGCGCAGCGACGUUGAGAGUAAACAAGAAUACCGCGUUGAAAUUGCAAGACAAAAUGAACUUCUCGCCUUGCGGCGUAGCUUUUGUGAAAAAAGAGGUGCGUCAGGGAAUAUUGCCGCGUAUGCUGGCGGAAAUUUUAAAUACGCGGCUGAUGGUGAAGGAAUCCAUGAAGCUGUACCCAGCGGAGAAUCGCGCGCUGCAGCGCGUUCUUCAUUCGCAGCAGUUGGGUCUCAAGUUAAUCGCGAAUGUCACUUACGGCUAUACGUCUGCCAACUUCAGCGGCAGAAUGCCGUGUAUUGAGAUAGGCGAUAGCGUGGUGAGUAAAGGACGAGAGACGCUGGAACGCGCGAUUAAACUGGUGGAAUCCACGCCGAAAUGGGGCGCCCGAGUAGUUUACGGAGACACGGAUUCGCUGUUUGUGCUACUGCACGGAAAAUCUCGGGAAGAAGCGUUUACUAUUGGCGAGGAGAUCGCGGAUGCUGUCACCGCUGCCAAUCCUCCGCCCAUCAAGCUUAAAUUUGAGAAAGUUCUACAUCCGUCUAUUUUACAAACAAAGAAACGAUACUGCGGACAUAUGUACGAGACUCGCGAUCAGGAGAAGCCUGAAUUCCUGGCGAAAGGAAUCGAGACGGUUCGCAGAGACGGAUGUCCCGCAGUUUCUAAAAUACUUGAGAAAGCUCUUAAAAUUCUAUUUGACACGAAGGACGUUUCUCUGGUGAAGUUGUACAUCACCAAGCAAUUUGACAAGAUCUUCCGCCGACGCGUAUCCAUACAAGACCUGACGUUCGCGAAGGAGUUUCGCGGAAUGCGUGGAUACAAGGCGAACGCUUGCGUGCCGGCGUUAGAAUUGACUCGCAGAUUGCUGAAGAAGGAUCCACGCGCUGUGCCGCGCACCAGCGAGCGUGUGCGCUACAUCAUCGUCGCCGGUGCACCGAAUCAAGCGCUCAUCCAUUGCGUCCGCACGCCGAUGGAGGUUAUCUCCGACCCGGCUUUAAUCCCGAAUUCCGUGUACUACAUCACCAAAGUUAUCAUACCGCCCCUCAAUCGCUGCUUUAAUUUAUUCGGAAUCGAUGUCAACACGUGGUACAAAGAAAUGUCUCAUCGUUCAAAUUUUGAAAAUAUCGUGCAUGUGAAAGGAAACAAUCCGAAAUCUACUAUCCGUCAGUUCUUCAGAUCUGUUGCGUGCAUUGUUUGCGAGGAACAAACUACCAAAGAAGUUUGCCCAGAAUGCCUUUUGCAACCAAGCCGAACCAUUCUUGUGCUUCUUGAAAAGAUAAAACAGCUGGAAAGAAAUCAUCAACAGAUCGCUGCUAUUUGCCAUUCUUGCAUUGGACGUGUAGGGGACAUAGAAUGCAUAUCUUUGGACUGUCCCGUUUUAUACCGAAUGUCUCAAGCUCGCAAAGAACUUGCGCAAGUUCCUCAUAUGAAUAAUAUUAUUUAUAGACACAAUUCCAGUGGAAUCAACAAAUUGAACGCCGUUGCCGAGUGGUAUUGA
Linepithema humile (Argentine ant) is the source of this 6426-nucleotide messenger RNA. The record is from RefSeq and is a predicted model, not a curated record. NCBI's taxonomy places the organism in Eukaryota, Metazoa, Arthropoda, Insecta, Hymenoptera, Formicidae.